AUGCCGUCCUACUAUUAUCAUUUGAAAUUCGAACUGUAUCCGACCUCCGAUCCCAAUACCAGCGGAGGCUUUGGCGCGGACGACCGUGUUUGGAUCCCCUCGCAGAGUUCUAGUGUCUUUGAAGACCUACCCGCCCACCCGCGAAAAAGGGAGCUACCAUCGCGGCCCCGGAGAAGAGCAUCCGACUACCCCGACGAAACCUCGCGCUCCUCUACGAACGGCCAGCCUCAGCGUACUCCUCCGGUCACGGGUGUUAUAGACUGUGGUGCACUAAGGGCGACCGCGCACGGCGACAACGACGACCGCAACAUCGCCUUCCUCAGCGAGAGGCAGUGGCGGGCCCGGUCUAAGAGUAUACCCGCUCCCGGAUUUGCCGCUGGCAUAGGACCGCGCACGGCCGGACGGGACUGGCGCUUCGGGCCGCUGAGCAUCGAGAGCUUCGACCUGGAUAAGUGGCAAGGGAAGGAGGGAGGUGAGCCCAUGGGCUCGAUGGAGGGAGAGGCACACGCCGCGCCAGCGGCCUCGUUGGGACCCAACCUCGGAGGCCCUGGGCAAGCCACGAAGGGAAGCUAUAUACCACUGGAGACGAAGAACACGGAAAUUGGCUGGGGCAUCGUACACCUCUACCGCGAGACCGAUGAGCCCUACGCCCUCGAUGCGGCGUCGCAGCCGAGAGGCUCUGGGGAGGGUGGGGAUGACGUGGGCGGAGAUGGAGCAACUACCGAGGACGACGACUGCACUAUGCUUUGUAUUCCAUCUGUGCCGAGUUAUUUGUCACCCAGCGAUUUCCUCGGCUUCGUAGGUGAGAAAUGGAGAGGAGAUGUCAGCCACUACAGGAUGGUCAUGACGAGCAGGAUGAACCGGUACAUGGUCCUCAUGAAGUUCCGGGAUAAUGCCCGCGCAAAGGAAUGGCGGAAGGAGUUCGAUGGGAAGGUUUUCAACAGCAUGGAAGCCGAGAUCUGCCACGUCACGUUUAUCAAGUCGAUUACUGUCGAGACGCCGAGCCUGCAAAAGAACAACAAUCCAGAGAGCAAGGCCGACCGGUUCGGGUCAGCCUCCUCCUCUGCGGUCGUCAACUCCCUCAAGCCCUUUCCGCCGCCCACUCCGAACCUCAUCGAACUCCCUACCUGUACCGUGUGCCUCGAGCGGAUGGACGAUACUACAGGCCUGAUGACCAUCCUAUGCCAGCACGUCUUCCACUGUACCUGCCUACAGACUUGGAAGGGGUCGGGCUGCCCUGUCUGUCGCGCCACCAACCCAUCGUUGACAGCGGCAGAGUCGGGCUCAAGUCAGAAUAUAUACGACCCGGACAACCCCUACAUGCAGCCUUUCGGAUCCGGCGUGUCUAAUCUUUGCAGUGUCUGCGAUUGCACAUCGGACUUGUGGAUCUGCCUCAUAUGUGGCUACGUCGGCUGCGGCCGGUACAAGGGCGGGCAUGCCAAGGAUCACUGGAAGGAGACGGCACAUAGUUUCAGCCUGGAGCUCGAGACACAGCACGUCUGGGACUACGCCGGCGACAUGUGGGUGCACCGGCUAAUCCGGGACAAGGGCGACGGGAAAGUGGUGGAGCUGCCGAGCAACAACACGCGCCGACGACCACGGUCGGGACACGGGUCGGACGACGGGGGUUAUACCGGUGACGAGGACGUCGUGCCCCGAGCGAAGCUGGACCGCAUCGGCAUGGAAUACACGCACCUCCUGACGAGCCAGCUGGAGAGCCAGCGGGUCUACUUUGAGGAGAUGGUCAACAAGGCCGCCGACAAGGCCGCUAAGGCCGUGACCGUGGCGGAGACGGCCUCGGCGCAGGCCCAGGAGGCGAUGAAGGAGUUGUCGGCGCUGAGGGCCGAGCACAGGGCGCUGAGGGAGGAGGCGAUCCCGUCGCUGGAGCGGGAGCUCGGGCGCGAGCGCACCAAGGCCGGCAAGUCGACGGAGCUGGCGCGCAGCCUGGGGAAGGCGCUCCAGGAGGAGAAGAAGGUGGGCGAGGGCCUCAUGGAGCGCAUCGGCCACGUCAACCGGGAGCUCGAGGCGGCGAGGAAGAGGAUGGACGAGCUGCAGGCGGAGAACGAGGACCUGAAGGAUACGAAUCGUGACCUGAGCAUGUUCAUCAGCGGGCAGGAGAAGCUGAAGGAGCUUGAGAACGAGGGGAAGGUCGAGCAGGGCGAGCUAGAGGACGGCAAGGUCAGCUUGCCCGAGGAGAAGAAGAAGGGUAAGGGUAAGGGAAAGGCGAAACGGUGA
Molecule: messenger RNA, 2235 nt
Organism: Phialemonium atrogriseum
Lineage: Eukaryota; Fungi; Ascomycota; Sordariomycetes; Cephalothecales; Cephalothecaceae
Exons: 2
Coding region: 1-2235 (744 amino acids)
Biological process (GO): Ras protein signal transduction; protein ubiquitination
Cellular component (GO): cytoplasm
Molecular function (GO): zinc ion binding; ubiquitin protein ligase activity
Source: RefSeq, a predicted model, not a curated record